CCCCUCAAUAAACGUCUUUGCAGCUUCCUCUGGCAUUUCAACAAGGAAACGACAGAAGAGCGACGGGAGAGACGAACCUCGAAGCGUACCAGAGGGCCAUGGCUCGUGGGCAGCAGAAGAUCCAGUCCCAGCAGAAGAACGCCAAGAAGGCAGCAGAGAAGAAGAAAGGUCAAGGCGCUGACCAGAAGACCGCAGCGAAGGCGGCGCUGGUCCACACCUGCCCCGUCUGCCGGACACAAAUGCCUGACCCCAAGACAUUCAAGCAGCACUUCGAAAGCAAACAUCCCAAGUCGCCGAUGCCUCCUGAGCUGGCCGACGUUCAGGCAUAAAGGACCGACUGGACCAGACCUGAAGCUGGAUCCACUAUGACCAUGGAUUAAACGCUGAAUGACAAAGCCUGAAGGAUGUUGCUGACGAACACUGGGGCUCUUCGGUAUCAACGGACAGCGAGGAGGGGCUGGGGGACGGAUGUGUGUGUGUGAAUGUGUGUGUGUUUGUUUAAGAAAACAGAAUCAGAAUGAAGGGGCAGAAGUACACCAGCACCCGUGUGUCUUGCUUUUUUUUUUUUUUUUUUUUUUUUUUCAAUAUAUUUAUUUUGUGUACAACUCCCCUUGCUAUUCCAGAGGGAGGGAGGUUUCCCAGAAAGCAGAACCAGCCGAUUUGCCUGCCAACGUUGAAGAAAAUGUUUGCGUGAAGAUGUAAGAGCACUGAGAAUGUCACGUAAUCUGAACAUUAACCGAGAGGAGGCUCGACACGUGUGGGGAAAAAGCUUCCUAAACAAGUUGGCUGGCAAACGGUUGUGGUUUGUUGAACGCUCUCUGUCAUCCAGUGAGGUUCAGACGGCACAUUCACGGCCCCUCCUCCAUCACCCUCAUCCACAACGGACAGUGGCGCUGCUCUUGGGCAAAAAUCUCGCAGCUUACAAGUUUCUCUUGCACUUGAAUUGAUAACGAGCUUCAGAGUUCCCCGGCAGCAUGUCUGGUUUCUCCGCAGAGCAUUGUUUUAAAUCAAUACAAUUCUUAAUUGAACACGAUAUGCACAUUUCCUCCUAGAUGGCUUUUCAGGUUCAGAUGUUUUUGUGAAAAUGAAAAUGACAGAAAUGAAAAAAAAAAAAAAAAAAACAGUGCCAGUGAGAAAAUGCGUAUUAUUAGUUUCUUUAAAAAGCAGUUUUUGGAGAUGCUUGAUUUUUUUUUUUUUUUUUUUUUUUUGUCCAGCGAGAGUCGAGUCCACAGCCCUGCCUCCAUGCUGCUGCUCCACAGGCGUCCAACACUCAGAAACAGCGACAUGAACAGUACCUCAUCACCCGCCACACACUUAACAAGCAUCGUCAUGUGUUGCUGGUUUUUGCUACUUUUCCUCACUCUUUGCACGCUUGUAUUCUCAGUCGAGUCUCCCGAAGCAAUCUUGGCAGUAAGACGCUGUUUGUCGAAGUCAGGAGCAAGCAGGAUUUGUUUUGGAAAACCAGGCCCUUUUAUCUUUUUUUAAUUCCAAAUGAUUGCAUACUUUGAGUACACCCCUCUGUGUUUAUGGAUCAUUUCAGCUGUAGUUUCAGUGUUCAGUGUGUGAAGGAAUUACAAGAAGCCCCGAGGACUGAGAUUUUAUCACUUUUAGUUCAGUAACUGCCAAAAUGAUGAAGCCCUGUUUUGGUUCUUCAUAUAUUUCCUAGCAGGCAAAAAAAAAAAAAAAAAAAUAUUCGCAAAGAUUCAAAAGUUAUUU
Messenger RNA from Myripristis murdjan (pinecone soldierfish), 1716 nucleotides. Its product is annotated as Zinc finger protein 706-like. The transcript is spliced from 4 exons. The coding region runs from base 99 to 329 and encodes 76 amino acids. Lineage: Eukaryota; Metazoa; Chordata; Actinopteri; Holocentriformes; Holocentridae. The record is from RefSeq and is a predicted model, not a curated record.